GGGUGAGGGCGAGAGGGUCAGAAUGGGGAGCUUGCGCACUAUUCAGUCUAGCUCAGGCCUGCGGCCGGGCUUGUGCUGCUGCUCGACCCUAAAUCACCGCCGGCAUGCAUCAGGGAGUGCCCGCAAGCUCGGCGGGUGUGCGCUUUCAUCACCACCACCAUCACCACGGGCCGUCGUCUCAGCACCUGCAUCACCAUCAGCAGCAACAGCCAAGGACACCGCCGAGGGGUCUAUGCGAGAAGAUCGAGAAUUACAUCGCUGAACUUGGACAGUGGGCGGUAUGGAGGGCGAUAAUAAUGGGUCAAUUCCUGGCGCUCGUGCUCUGCUUUAUGACGCUGCUCAACCACCACAUCAAUGCCACAUCGCGCAUAAACCUGCCGACGGCCCAAAAUUUGCCGCACUACGUGAUGAUGCUGCUGGUCUACACGACGUGGAUGUCCUGUCGAGGUGCCGGGAACGGCUUGUUCUCCGUCAUCAGAGCUCGAGGCUGGAGGUACCUUCUCCUUGCCCUGAUCGACGUCGAGGCCAAUACCCUCAUCACCUCGUCCCACCAGUUUACCAGUCUCGCCAGUAUCCAACUGCUGGACUGCGUGGCCAUACCCGUAGCCUUGGCAUUGUCCUGUCUGGUUCUGGGGGUGAGGUACCGCAUGGUCCACAUCGUCGGGGUCUCGGUCUGCCUCAUGGGAGUCGGCUGUCUCGUCUGGGCCGGCAUCGAGGAGAACAAGGACAUGGCCAGCACGGGUAAAAAUCAACUGGUCGGCGACAUGCUGUGUCUGGGAGGUGCGGUGCUCUUCUCGAUCAUCACCGUAUUACAAGAACUCGCUGUCAAGUCCAUCGACAUCAUCGAGUACCUUGGGAUGAUGGGCUUCUUCGGGACCAUCCUCUGCGGUUCUCAGAUAGCCGUUCUGGAGAGGGUACAGAUCGAGAGCUUCCACUUUGACAACGUGCUGAUAAUGACCUUCCUGGUGGUCUACUGCAUAACGCAGUUCGUGUUCUACUCGCUGGUACCGGUGGUCCUGUACGAAACCGGUGCCACCUCGCUUCAAUUGGCUCUACUCACGGCCGAUUUCUUCAAUAUCCUCUUCGGCAUGUUGAUACACCAGUACAAGUUCCACACGUUAUAUUUCCUCUCUUACAUCCUGACCAUGACCGGCAUAUACAUCUACGCUAUCAAGCGGACGCCAAUGUCGUCGGGUUCGCGAAGGCAACACGCCGAGCCCACAGCUCCGGAUUACAGUGACAUUAUUUUAAGACACAUGGCGCAUCCGGACAUCGGCGAGGUUGAGCUGGCCACAAGCUCGGGUGGCACCCUGGACAUGCGAACCUCGACUCUGGGAAGCGAGCGCGAGACCAUGGACGCCACGUCGUUACCGCUGAGCGUCAGCUCGGACACGGCCUUCACCUCGUUCUACGGAAGCCAGGCCAACCUGAAACCUAGCCGAUCGACCGCAAGGAUACCAUCGAACGCGAAUCUGCACGACGGCAGCGCCACCAUGCGGUCAUCCUGAUGCGCCACGCCCAGGUAGAGGAUCAGCGAUCGCGAUCGGUACUACGUCUGAUCGGAAAGGUCAACUGGUCAAAGGUAUAUGCGUAUGAUAUAGGCAUGUGUGUGGAAAUGGGUCACAGUUCGAACGCAAGUUCGAUCGUUAUACUUGGAUCAAACGAUGUGGGAGUUGAUUUUUUUCAACGCUGUGGAUUAUUUUAAAUUGUUCUCAUUCCACAAAAUAAUGCAGAUUACAAGAGCGUGUGCGGCUCGCGGAGAAAUUAUGUGUACGAUUAUAAUACUUGUAAUUUGUAUCGGCCUAAAGAAAAUCCAUAAAUCGAGCCGCGUAUUUAAAAUUUCAAGCAGCACAGGUUCGAUCAAAACAGAAAAUUGGUUGAUGCUAUUAUAUCUUUUCAGUAUGCGAAAGAUUAUUUUUAUUUUUUAACUCUAAAUUAUGCGCAUGAAAUAAAUUAGAUAAAUAUUGCAUAGUUUGUUGCUAUCUAAGAACAGUAUCACAUGUAGGUAUGAGCUCGUAAAUGAAAAUUAAAAAUGAGCUAUUGCCUAUACUAAUUUAUAAUUAUACUUUAAUGAACUAAAAAUCUUGUAACCUGCAAAUAUAUAUUUAUAAAUACAUAGAUUAGUGAUUGAAAUGCCAAAAGAAAGGUCUAAUAUUAUAGAAGAUAAUAGCAUGGCUAAAAUAUGUCAGUUUUCUUAGUAGGAAUAAAGUACUUUUUGAUACUAUACAAAUUUAACUUGAAAAUUAAUUGCCAAAUUGAAAUUUACAACAUAUAUGCUUUGUAAAAUGUAUAGAUUGAAUAAAAUGUGACGUUGUGAUAAGGUAUUCAAGUAAAUAGUAAAUUAAGCAAACUUAUCAAUCAAAUGUACUUCAAAAACAUUCAAAUCAACUUGGUUAUUUAUAUUCACAUGCCACUCAAGUUGCCAACAAUUAAAAUGAAAAUUUUUAUUUUCUCUAAGCCAUAAGAUGUAUUUACAAAACAAAUAAAAUUAUAACAGUAUCGAUCACAAAUAUUAUAAUUAAAAAGGAAAAGAAAGACAAUUACUUUUCUUUAUUUCUGUGAUAAACGAAACAUUUCUAAAAUUGCUUAUUGUGAAAAUAAUGGAACGCGGAAACGAAUUUUUUAAAAGAAACGAUGGCGCUACAAACAAGUGAUUAUUUUGUUGCAUGUGUAUAUAAUUUAUGAUUUUUAGAAAUUUUCAAUGAAACAUAGCUAAAAUUUAUAUGAUUACUAAAUCAUUAUCGCAGUAUGGACAAUGAUUUAUUUCUCCGAAAGUUUGUGAUAAAUAGAUCUUUCAUGUAUAAUAGUAAUUUUCAAUCUCCCUAAUUCGAGUAAGUUAUAAUCGUAAUAAAAGUAAAACAUUUCUAGAAUAGAUUAGGCAGUAGGUACAAUAUAUAUAUAUAUAUAUAUAUAUAUAUAUAUAUAUAUAUAUAUAUAUAUAUUAAUACUUCCAAUACUUACUAUAAUAUACUCUAAAAUGAUGAGGGCUAAAUUAUAAUUAUAUUGCAUAAGAAAAACUUGUAAAGACUGAUAUAAUAGAUAUUAUUUGUAACAAUUGACCGAAAUUAUAGCAGAAGUAAUUUAUUUUUAAUGUUAUACACCAUGCUCUUCUUUCGAAUACAUUUUUAUCCAUUCAUUUGAAUUCCUAUACAAAAUCUAUAUGGAAUUUCACGAUGAACAACAAAUUCAUCUUUACCAUCUGAAUUUUUUCUCUAGAAACUUUGAAACUAUUUGAAACGACAAUGUUAUAUAAUAUUAGUAUCAUUAAAUUAGUUCUGCUAUGAUGAUGCUUGUAAUAAUUCCUAUCAUAUGUAUAUGUGUAUUAAAAUUGUAUGUUAAAAAGCAAUAAUGCACGUGAAUUAAGAAAUCGUAAAACGUAAAACAUAUACUUAGUUUAAAAAAAAAUAAACAAUUUUUUUUAAAUUUGUAAUAGAAGUUAUUGAAAGAAUGAGAUUGCAAGCAAUUGACAGGAUCAUUCGUAUGAGUGAAAAAAAAUUUGCUACAAUGGAAAAAAAAAAAAA
Molecule: messenger RNA, 3521 nt
Organism: Nasonia vitripennis (jewel wasp)
Lineage: Eukaryota; Metazoa; Arthropoda; Insecta; Hymenoptera; Pteromalidae
Product: solute carrier family 35 member F2
Exons: 8
Coding region: 105-1508 (467 amino acids)
Biological process (GO): transmembrane transport
Cellular component (GO): membrane
Molecular function (GO): transmembrane transporter activity
Source: RefSeq, a predicted model, not a curated record